UUCAUUGGUAUCACAACGAAGGAGUGUUUCGUAGGUCGUGCUUUGUCCUCACUCACUCGACUUAUCAUUGGGCGCACGAAGCAUGAACGCUCGCCAUUCGUGGUAAUUCCUCGCGAAAAAAAUACCAGUGUAGCUUCAAAUAAUUGUCAAAUUCGUGAUAAAUAAUCGUGUACUGACAGACGGUGAAAUAACCGUGGGGCCAUGGAGCCAACGGGGAUUAUUUGACCCAAGAGAAUUGACUCCGAGCUCGGUGGAUCGUGCUUCUUUCGUCUGGUAUUAUUGAAUCGAUAUCCCGUGGUGAUUGAUAGGAGAGUGGAAGACAUGCUGAAGUCAAGAAGAAGAACCGAGAGUGGGAGGAAAGAAGUUACUUGAUGUUUAGCCAUUAUCAAACGCAAAUUAACCCGCAAUUAAUUGUAACGCCAUAAUCACACGGAUUUUCCACCAACUUAUAUAUCUCGAACGGAUAGUAGUCUGAUCCAUGCAGUAGCUGAAACCCAGGGACGAAAACUCGAAGGAGAACUGUUCAAGGGACGUUUUAAAGGAGCCGUGCGAUGAGGAGAGCUAGUGGAUAAAACACAAGUUUCUUUUUAUUUAAUCUGAAGAGGAGAGAACAGCCCAUGCAAGCUGAAAGAAUGAAGUGGCACGGCGUUGGGUGGAGGGGAAUUGAGUGCCAGAGAGUGAGGGAUUUAAAUGGCCAGUGGGGUAUCAAGUGGAACGCUGGUGACUGCAGGCCAACCACGUGAGGUGACUCGCGAGAGAUACUGUAUAAAUAAAAACACAUUGGCUGGAGCGACGAAUAAGAGGUGAAAGAGGGAAGCCCUGGCGAAUCGGGUACGAAAUAUUCGUGACGAAAUGCACUGCCUUGGAGCAAUAGCAGGUGCCCCGCCACCGAGCAUGUCGCCCCCAUCGCAGUCUGUAAAUCGUGGCUGUGUAUUGAGUGUGAUCCGAGCUCUAGGAGUCUUAGUCUGUGAGGGAAGAAUUCAGGGUCCUCCACGUGGCUACAGAGAGGGCCCUCACUGUGCAGCACCCCUCCAACCAGGUCCCAACCAGCACACAUGUGACAAGCAGCACUAUCUGUGCAAUAGAUAUCUCGUCCUGGUGAAGGAGAUUGCCGAGAGGGUGUCAAUGGGCUCGAGCUUGUGCAUCGAAGUUGUAAUGUGCAAUGACUGUCCGUGUGGAUUGUCAACGGCCACCAGCACUAAUCCAGUAUCACCAAUACCGUCCACUUUAAUUCAUCAAUGGCCAAACACUGAGAUGCUGCUGGAGUACUGGUGCAUUGGCGUUGUGGCGAGUAAAAAUUCCGAGAUGAUGAAUUCCCAAGGUUUGUAUCAGGCAGUUCGUUCACGUCUUCACUUCAGUCAGGUGGCAGCCUGGUGGUCCAGGAGCAAUGGUUCAAAGCCAACGUACGUGGCUACCAGAGUUGUUCCCUACAAUUCUGACAAUCUUCGUAAAUUUCGUGAGGUACCGGUGGAGCACACUUUUCCACUGGCAUCCAUUGGCGAUGGAAAUUCCGUGAAAGUUUCUGUUUGGGCCCUGCCACGAAUGGAGGACAUACCUGAGCUCAAGUGUCCUCUGCAUCCGUCAGUGGAGGGCAAGGAGGACGAGUGUGCGAGGGCACUGACACCAACCAAAACAACACUGCCACAUUCUGGGGAGCAGACACUUGUUCUACCAGCGCUGGUGGAUGAUAGGCUACAGACACCCUGCAAUAAACCUGGGAAACAUCAUUGUAGGUGUGAGGAGGAGGAGGGCAGCCCACCGUCGCCAUCCAUCAAGAAUGGGGAGAGAAAACGCAGGAGAUCACUGCCCUGUGGACCGCCGGAUACUCAGGCCAAUGGACAUCAGCUGGCUUCGGUCAGUGAAGUCGCCACUCCGGGGACUGGGGGUGAUGGACCGCGGGAGAGGAUUGAGGGGGGAUUUGAGAGGAGUACGUAUGUGGGGAAUGGGAGUUUGGAGAGGUACUUUUGGACGCAAGUCAGCUUGGAUGAGGCUGAGGGGAAUAAUGAGAAGAGAUAUAAACCGUCUUCUGAGGGCUGCGAGGGAGAGGCCAAGAGGGAGGGGAAGGCGGAGCUCGGAGCCAUCACCCACCUUCGAGUAAAGGACCCAAAGCCCCAGUCAUUCGUGCCUUUCGAGCCCAAAGAGCUCCACAAAACCCCACCCCAGCGUUCUUCAAUCAGCACCGAGCCAAAUCUCGUGAUAAACCCAUUCACCGAACGAAGUUCCUUCCACGAGCCCAAUCCGGGCCCUUCGACGUUACGAAAAGAGGUGGCAUCCCUCCCCUGCACAGUCCACAUCAACUACUCCCUGUCCUCCCGAAAGGCCCCAAGCGAGCGAAUCUACUACAGCCUGGACAAGCCCGAGAAGCCCCCAUCCGACCUGACCCACCUGAUGUCAAAGCUCUCUUUCCCAAAGGACGUGAACAAAGCCCCCAAGGAGGACGGUGGUAUCCUCGACUGGAUCAGCCGAGUCCCUGGAAGAGUCCUCAACACCUCCCCAACGCCUGACAAACCCCACGACCUGACCCCACAGCCACAAGAACGUAGUGAUCACGAAGUGAAAGCCUGCAACGCGGUAAAACUUAAAAACUGCAAUUUAGAGCUCAGCCAGCGUGAGUUUGACGAGGUACUUGCUGUACUGAGAUCGAGAACACCAUCAGGUAGACGUCGUACACCAGUGAAGACACUUCGUCGUCGUGAGAGAUUAGAGAGACCCCUUGACGAUGGUUAUUAUGAUAAGAGAGAUGGCUGUGUGUGUCCCAUCCACAGGGAGGUGGAGAGUACCUCGAAUGCUGUUGAAAAUUGCGGAUGUCGGUCUUGUGGGAAAUCAAUGGAGAACGGGGACAUGAUCAAAGUCGAGAGGACGAUUGAACCAUGUCUGCAGAGUGUCUCUAAUAAAGCUGACGUUUUAUUGGGGGCGAUACUGAGGACCAGUGGGGAUAGAAAGGGAUUGAUGGACAUUUCGAAUGGCACGAGGCCACGAACAGUCUUGAACAGCAAGGAGGUGAAGGGUGAUGGGGAGCACGUGAUAACGACUGAUGUCAGGUCGUCGAGAUCACGACAGCUGGAGGAGGACAAGUUCCCUAUGGCGUUGAACAAACGACUGCAGAGGAUUCAGCAGCUCUUCAGGAAGGUACAGGAGAAGAAGAACUCGAUCGAAAUGGCUAAUGGAUUUCAGGAGAUCAUGAGCCAGGCGAGAUUUGCACAGGUGGGGGGCGAGACCAAGGACAAUGCCAGGGGCAAGAGGACGAUUGAUUUGUCGGGGAAAAUGGAGUGUUACAAGCCACUGGUUGAUGACCCUGAUUGCUCAGGGGAUAGUUCAUAUUCGAAUAGUACAAAUUACAAGUUUAAAGACUUUAAUAAUCACCAUGAAGCCUCAGAGACAGCUGUGUCUUCCACGAUUGGUGAGGGGGAGGAGGACGACGAUGUGGAGGAGGAGAUCAGGAAGAUUCAGGAGGUGAGGGGCGAGGAGGAGACCAGUGACUGCAGGGUGCCCUCUGCCAUCGAGCAGGAGAGAUUCAGGAGGUCUUUGGAGAAUGCUGCGUCUAUGGUUUUUCACAGCAGGACUGGGCUACCUCUGACCUCGAGUCCUGCUCCGUUGAGGAGGGGAAGCUGCUGCUUUGAUUAUGACAGCAGUUUGAAUACUGUUUCAUCGAAGAGGAGUGCACUUUUUGAACUGAAUACACCACCCAGUCCUGGCGCUGUUUCGUUGGAGGAGACUGACAGGGAGAUUGAUCAGUCUGGGGAGGGCUUCGAGCAGCCCAAGAGGUCGUCGUCCACUAGGAAUAGACCGCAGAGCCAUGCACUGCUGGGGAGCUUUGAGGAGUCUGCACUCAAUGGAAGGUUGGAGCCUGUUUCCACUGUUCACGGGUUCACUGCUGAGAUCGGGGCCAGCGGGUCGUUCUGCCCCAAACAUCGAAAACUUCCUGUUACAGUGUUCUUUUAUACGCUUGGGGAUAAUGAUAAAGUGUCGAGUCCAUAUCUUGCUCAUAUUAACCUGGGGAAGAAGGGUUAUCAGGUACCGAGGAGUGGUACAAUCCAAGUGACAUUACUGAAUCCUUUGGGCACUGUUGUUAAGAUGUUUGUCGUACUCUACGAUCUGUCUGACAUGCCACCACGAUCUCACACUUUCUUACGACAGAGAACUUUGAGGGACAAGACACUACGCUACCUCAUUCAUCUCAGAUUCAUGUCUGGUAAAUCAGGCCGCAUCUACCUUCACACAGACAUAAGAAUGAUAAUCUGUCGUAAAUCAGACGUGGACACAGCAUCUGAUUUUGGCUCAGAGCCCCCGAAGGAGUUGAGAAGUUACAUUCACGGUCCUACGAAUCCAAAAUUUUCACCAAGGUGCUGAGCCUCGUGGUUAUUCCCGUGGGGUUGUUGCCAACCGUUUCGCCUAUCUAGUCCUCCCCUCAGCGUCGAAGUAUGAAAUGAGUUUUCGUCAACAAAAAACACAAUGAAAAAUGAGAAAAACCAAGCAGCUAUGAUUGAGUUGUCCCCGAUGAAUCGAUUGUAGUCAAUAAUUGCCAUUGUCAAUUGCAAGAGUUUGGAAGGGAGGGAAGAGCAUUGGGGAACUGGACUCUUGUUGGAAUCAGUUGUCAAGUCGUGGGAUUGAAUUGUCAGGCGAGAUGUUACUGCCAUGGGUAGUACUCAACGAGUGAAAAGAAGGCAAAUUAAACACGUGAUAUAGAGUAAUGGGAAUCCAAAGAAUGGCAUCCAAUGAUCAAAGGUGAUUUUAGUUCAGUUGUCGAGUGAUAAAAUGUCAUCACAUCAUCAACAAUUGCAUAAUAAUCUUGAGAGAUUAAUUAAUAAUUCCCAAUAGUUUCCCGUUGAAGACCGAAUUGGGGGCAAAAAACAUAAAAAUUCAUGACGUUUUGUCCCUCAACUCCUGAAUUUUCUCUAACGUAAAAUUAUUUUCAUUUACUCUGUUCAACAUAAAUGGAAAGGAGGCGAGAACAAACGAGUAGCAAAAGGCGUGAUAUUUUGGAAUACAACUAUUUUUGGAAAAAAAAAGUGGAAAGUUAAAGCCAAAAAAAUUGUGAUGCAUUCGUCGUGAUUUCCCAUGAGUGAAGACAGGUGGAACAGAGAAUUAUAUUAUUUACACGUUUAAUGGAGAAAAUGAAGAGAAGUGAAAAAUAAAAAGAACACAUUUUUUGUGUCAGUAGCACUGUGAUGAAUAUUAUAGAUUAAAUGAUACAUAUUAAGGAUGAAAAAUAUAUUUGCGCUGUAGAAAUUUCGUAAGGUUAAUCUUCUAUUGUGCUAAUUACUGUGUCGAUGCAGAGUUGGAUAACGUAAUCGAUGAGUUGGCGACUAUUGUCAGGGGUAAGAGAUUUAAUACCACUGAACAUGUCAUUUUGAUUGGAUUAUCGAUAAUGGAAAAUAUCGAGUGGAGUGGUGAAGGGUAAAAUGAUUAUUACAUCUUUCAUAUCUCGUUGGACGAAGGACGAGGGGACAAAAUAGAAACUUCAGAAUUUUUUUCCAAGUGUUUAAACUUUAUUCAAUUGUUGACGAAAUAGAAUUUUUUUUUCCUUGAAGAGUGCUCUUGUAGUGAGCCCAGUCUGAGCUCAAUUGAUCAAUUUAUUCCUGAGUUACGAAUAUAAAAAAAUGCCUGAAGUGUCCAUUUUGCCCAUGAAAUUAACAAGAAUGAUUUAUUUAUUACUUUUUACCACUUCACUUUAGUAUUGAUAAAUCUUCAAUUUCGUUAGAUUUCAAUGCAGAACAGAACAAAGGGAUUUAAAUAAUUGAUUGAUGAAUUAAUAGUUGAAUUGUUGCUCAUGUUUAUCUGAGAGUUUCAGUAUGCCUUAGAAUGUUAAAGUAAAAACUCAAUAUUUAAAGUACUAAUUGACUCUGGCUGCUGAAAUAAUUAUUUUCACCAACGAUUGAUAAUUUCAACUAUUGAUUUGUAAAUUUACGUGUAGUUUGGAUUACUUUUGAUGAAUUAGACUUCAAUGGCAGUGGAAUAAACAUCACCUGUGUAAUUGGUCGAGGUUUAAAGUAGAUGAGACCGUGAAAUUAAAUAAUGAUUAAUGUAAUUGAUGACAUUUUUUCGAUUCUCAGUAGUUGCGUCGUUGUAACGAUGAUGAAAAAUGUAAGUGGAAUGAAGUAGUGUGCAUAAUCACUGCCAUGCUGUAUAAUAUUUUAUAGCAUAGGUCACACGUUCCAAUUGAGGGGGAAAUGAAAGGUGUGGAAUGAAGUUCAGGGGUGAAUACACAAAUUUAAUGACACGUCUCGUUAACGAACGCCUGGUCGAGGUCUCUAAAUAGAAAUAGGGGAAUUCGAUGAAUACUUGUAACCAAAUGGAUACUGGAGAGGAUUUUUGUUGCCAAGUGGGAGAAGGUAAUCUGGUCUAGAAUUUCAUUCAGUUUUUUUUAGGAAUAUCCCUGGAGUUGUUGAGCUGAGGGAAGAAAGUCGAAUAGUUUUUGGAGACAAGAAAUUUUCCUAUAAAAAAUAUAUUUCAUAUUUUGCUCUCAACUAAUUCGUUUCAAUUUUUUUAUGGAUCUGGAAUCUUUAAAAAAUUAUCUCUUGAACUGUUGGGUUGAGGAAAGAAUAUUAAAUUGUUUUUUUGGAGACAAGGAAUUUUCCUGAAACAAAUAUAUUUCAUAUUUCUCUCUCAACCUACUAGUCUCAGAAAUAUUUACGAAAUAAUUUUCGAACUCUUUUCAAUUUUUUCAUGUAUUUGGAAAUUUCAUUUAGAAUAUCUUAUAAAUAUCUCUGGAACUUUUUGUUGUCGAGUGGAAGAAUGAUAUCAGUUCAUGAAGUUCAUUCAGAGUUUUAAAAAAUUAUCUCUUGAUCUGUUGGGUUGAGGAAAGAAUGUCAAAUAUUUUUUUGCAGACAAGAAAAUUUCCUACAAAAAAUAUGUUUCACAUUUUGUUCUCAUCCCACUAGUCCCAGGAAAUGAUUCAUUUUGAUUUUUUCAUGAACUCGGAAAUUUCACUCGGAAUAUUAUGUAAUUGUCUACGAAACCACUUGGUUGUUUCUAAUGUACAAAUUAGUUUAGAUGAAAUCCUUCAUCUUCACCACUUCGCUACACAUUUCAUUCACUCCAGAAAUCUCAAUUGUAAUUUCAAUCUCAGCGAUAGUUUGAAGGUCAUAAUCAAGACGAUGAAUUCACAAUCAAAAGGAGAUGUAAGAGAACGAAAUGUUGUAUCUCAAAUUGAAUAAUUAAUUAGGUAGUCUUUCGGAUCUCAAUAGAUAUUGUGAUAAAAAAAAAUCUUCGUGUCUGGCGUGAUGUAGAAGUAGUUGAUAAUAAUCGACUCCUUAUUUUUUAUUAAGAAAUACAUGAUAUAUAUUUUCGUGGAAGCAUAUAUGUGGUGCCAAAUUCGCCGCUUUUUAGUUUCUCUAAACUUUUAUUUUUUCGUUUGUUUGGAGGGAAAUCCAGAGGAAGUGGGGCAAAAUGGGGUCCUUUAAAUCUUACCAAAAUUACAAAAACAUAAAUGUUAAACCUAAAAACGAUUGAACACAAGAAAUUUUUAAUUUUUUUGCAUCUCAUUAAAUGUCAAAUUAUCUCGUUAGUGAGCGAUUUUAGGAGGAAAUGCUAAAAGAUUUUUUUUUCGGAACUGUAAUUGUUCAUAAAAAAGAUUUGUGACAUUUUCUCCUCAAGUCAACAGUCUUGAAAAUAAAGAAAGAAAUUCAGAACUUGAAAUUUCACAAUUCCAUUAGUUUUGUCCAAUCCACUUUGCCCCAAUUUUUCAGCUGCGUAUAUCCCUGCUUUUCAUAAAUUUGAUGAAUAAUUUGCUAAAAUUGUAGUUACCACAUGCAAAACGUGGUGAAUCAGCUUUAAACGCAAACGUAUAUCUCUCAUUAAUUACUCAAGUCGAAUUCGUUUUUAAAAUAAGUGAUAAUUUGAGGUAAUCGAGAUAAAGCAAAUGCGAGUUGCGUGUGGGUCGUAAUAAUAUAAAAUAAUGAAUUUUUCAUUCGUAUAAAUGAGAAAUACAACUGUGAAGGAAGAAAAAAAAAAGAACAAUUCGGAGGGAAAGGAAAAACGUCCAGAUUCAGACGCAACGAACUGUUUAUUGAUUGAAUAUAUUUUUGUUCUGCUUUGUUGUGAAUUUUUAUCAAUUGGCCGAAUUCGUUCGAUUUCCGUGUUCGAGACCAGGCAUCUUGUACAUAGAGCAGCAUUAUUUUAUAAAUAAAAUAUUGUUAUCACAAA
Diachasma alloeum is the source of this 8145-nucleotide messenger RNA. RefSeq lists its product as uncharacterized. The record is from RefSeq and is a predicted model, not a curated record. The coding region runs from base 853 to 4350 and encodes 1165 amino acids. NCBI's taxonomy places the organism in Eukaryota, Metazoa, Arthropoda, Insecta, Hymenoptera, Braconidae. The transcript has 7 exons.